AUGUCUACAAGAAGUGUACCUCUGACGGUGACGAUGCUAACAGAGUGCGCCCUAGUCGUGAUCGUCACGGCCCCGUUGGCUAUUGCCAUCCUCGCAAAACGAGCAUAUAAAGAGCGAAAGGACCACGUUACUAUAUUAUUCCUCAUCGCCGCCGACAUCUUCUACGCGUUAUCGUUUGGGUAUAUGAAUGUUGAGCGUUAUAUCUUUCGCCCGCCAGGCUACAAUUCCUCUGCCGUACCGAAGGUGCCCGCUUCUGACUGCAACUUCCACCCGACGUGUAUAUUUAUGUUUUUGAGUGUGCAAGUGCUGGGAUCGAUUAAUUUGUCGGUAGCUGUGGAUAGGCUUAUAGCUACCGUAUGGCCUACGAAGUACUACCAGCUUGGCCCGAGGGCGAGUGUCAUUUUAAUGUCAGUGCCUUUCCUCGUAGCCAUCUUUUUCUACGUGCUCAACUGUAUCUUGAAUUAUACGAGUGAAGAGGUCAUUUCGGCGACCUGCCCUUACUACUCCUUCCCACAUCCGGUCCUCGACCCAUUCUUCACUUAUCAUCGGCUCGUGAGUACGGCGGCUACGAUCCCGAUCUACAUGGUUAUUGGGUUCUUGUUGUGGCGGCGAACGGUGCGGCAUCGAAAUCUAAACGGACGACAACAGAGCAACCACUUGGCCAUACAUUUAACGCUAGCAAUGACGACCCUAGCGGCAGUGAUAUUCAUGAUGGUCCCUGACAUCAUCACUGCAGCGAUCCCAAGAAGAACGCUGGGCGGCGAUUUCCGGUUGAUAUUGAGCUGCGUGGUGCUGGGCAAGGCUUUCGCCAACUUUGCCAUCUACAUCUGGCGAUUUCGCGAGCUGCGCACACUGUACAUUCAGCUAUUUACGAAAAGCUUCCAAGUGAGGCGGAAAACUGUGAUCGACAUGAGCUCAAACAAUUUGACGCCUAUAAAA
Mesorhabditis spiculigera is the source of this 939-nucleotide messenger RNA. Lineage: Eukaryota; Metazoa; Nematoda; Chromadorea; Rhabditida; Rhabditidae. The record is from the annotation of a GenBank genome assembly.